Molecule: messenger RNA, 1375 nt
Organism: Sorghum bicolor (sorghum)
Lineage: Eukaryota; Viridiplantae; Streptophyta; Magnoliopsida; Poales; Poaceae
Product: transcription repressor OFP8
Exons: 1
Coding region: 52-891 (279 amino acids)
Biological process (GO): negative regulation of DNA-templated transcription
Source: RefSeq, a predicted model, not a curated record
CAUCACUAGUCACCACUCACCAGCAGUCCACACUCGCCUCGUCCCCCGAGGAUGAGCUCCUGGUUCCACAGGCUGCGGCGCAAGACAGCCGUUGCCGGGGCGAUCGCCAGCGCCGCCGAACCCCCGGCGCCGCCGCCCUGCUCCCCGAACAGGGCGUCCUACUACGUCCCGAGCCGGGACCGCGCCCUCGCCCUCCCGCGCCGCCCGGCCGCGGCCGCCAGGGAGGACAACCCCAAGCUCUGGGACACCCGCUUCCCGCCCCCGCCCCCGCGUAGCCCGCAGCCGAGCGACAUCGUCUUCGACGUCGUCGUCGCCGCCCGCCGCGACGACCGCUUCAGUCCGGCUCCGGAGCUCAAGCUGCGGCCCAUCCUCACGAGGCCGCCUCCCAGGCCCGACGCCGCUGGCAGCAGUAGCGCGGCCGCGUCGCCCACGGGCAGGGCGCGCCUGCCACCACCACGGUUCCACUUCGACGCCGCGAAGGGCGGCGCGGCGCCGCCGGACCACCACAGGCGGAAAAAGGCAGAGGAGGAGGAGGAGGCCUGCACCCGGAGCCAGAGCCGGAAAAGGCGCCGGCGGCUGCGGCGCGCCGGCAGGCUCCGCUGGGUGUACGAGAGCGUGGUGGUGGUGAAGGAGUCGGCGGACCCCGAGGAGGACUUCCUGGAGAGCAUGGCGGAGAUGAUCGCGGCCAACGGCGUGCGGUCGCCGCGGGGACUGGAGGAGCUCCUUGCCUGCUACAUCGCGCUCAACGCCGCCGACCACCACCGCGCCAUCGUCGCCGCGUUCCGCCGCGCCUGGCUGCACCUCCACCUCCACCGCGCGCCGCCGCCCACGCCGACGCCGAUGACGGAACCGCGCAACUGCAUGCAUGAAUCGUGCAUCGUUGUAGAUUAGCUUAGCUAGCUAGUUCUUCUUCAACCUCGAACUCACCGAUCGCUGCACGGAGCUAUAGACGCAAAGACGAUCGCGACGUGCCUGCUCGAUCUGCUGUACAGAGUGUGUAUGUAUGAUCCGGGAUGCGCGAGCGUUCAUGCGAAUUGUGGUGUGGUUGCUACGGUGGAUAUGAGCUAGCUAGUAGCACAGUUCUUGCACAGAUCGUCGAAAAGACCGGCUGCUUCGUGUUUUUUUUUCCUGCGUGCGUGGGAACUUCACUUUUGUUUGGUUGUUGUUGAUGAUGAUGUGAUGCUGCAAAGCUGAAGGAUCGAUCCGUCGAUGGGUUGUGCGUCGUCACGGGCGUGUCGCACUUCAGUUUCGGUGUUUCUUUGUUUCAGGAAAAACAAAAGGGUGUCGACGUGUCGACCGUGUGCCGAGUGCGGACUUUACACAUCAGGCUGCUCAACUUGCGUCAGGAAAAAAAUUUGGAAUACUUCGUAGUAUC